Messenger RNA from Penicillium antarcticum, 2061 nucleotides. RefSeq lists its product as uncharacterized. Lineage: Eukaryota; Fungi; Ascomycota; Eurotiomycetes; Eurotiales; Aspergillaceae. The transcript is spliced from 4 exons. The record is from RefSeq and is a predicted model, not a curated record. Bases 1 to 2061 code for a protein of 686 amino acids.
AUGGCUGAACAAAAGAGCCAGAGAAAUUCCAUUGUGGAAGACGUUUUCAUCCCUAAAGAACUGCUUACGACCGCCAAAUUCAAUUCACCAUGGGAAUUGGCUCGAUGGGAACAGUCCCUCCCCGACAACAAUCGUAUAUCAUAUCCUGCAUCAAGCCAGUCCAGCUCCAGUCGUCCCCUCAGUCUAUCCGCUCUACGAUCUGUAACAAGACCACGAUCUGCAAUUUGUCGGCCCCGCGGACGCAGUGAUCCCCCGGCGUUUCAGGAUGGUCUGUUUGAUUACUUUGAGAAACCCGCCUUCGAACCCGCAACUCCAAUCCUCGAAACCGAAGCAGUAUCAUCACCUCCACAUGCAAAAGUUAGCCCUCAGCCACUUAGCAAGACCGGCUCUCAAUCUAUUUCCAGUGGUGAUAGCAGUCUACAAGAAGUUUAUGAAAAGGCAAAAUUGAGAGGUGUUGCUAUCCAACGAAAACAUUGGGUGCGACUCUUAUUUGAAUGGAGUAUCUAUGUACUCCUCGUUCUCUUCGUUUAUUUCGUCCUUGUCGGUAUGCCUCUAUGGAAGGGUGCAGUGUGGUGGUUAUACUGGGUUGUCCAAAACAAAUUCGUUAUCCAAGGAGGAUAUGCCAUUGUGAUUGGAUUGGCCGCACUAUAUGCCUUCUGUCCGCUCCUCAUUCUAUUUGAAAAAGACCCAAAACCACCUGCGGUCGAAGGACAGGACCUCGAACAAAACUCCGAUAAUGUCAAAUCAACAGCCCUACUUAUUCCCUGCUACAAAUCAGCCAGUAUCAUCGGCCCUACAUUGGACGCAGCCUUGAAAAUCUUUCCAAAGGAAAAUAUCUUCGUCAUUGCAAAUGGAAACUCCCAAACACCUCUUGACAACACAGAAGAAGUCUGCAAUCCAUACGGCGUCAAUCAUCUCUGGGUACCAAUUGGAUCGAAAAUCGUCGCCCAGUUUGUGGGCUGCUACGCUGCCAAAGACUUUGAAAAUGCCGUUCUCAUUGACGAUGAUUGUCUUUUGCCUCCUAAUUUCCCAAUUGUCAGUGAUCGGCUCAAAGGCCGUGUUCGGUGUAUUGGUUAUACCAUCAAGAGUGUUGGUCCGAACUCCUCCAAGGGAACAUAUUGUCAGCAAGCACAGGAUCUCGAAUAUAAGAUGUCCGGUCUUCAACGAGACUUCUUUGGAAAAUGCGGCAGUGCAACAUUCCCUCACGGUGCUAUCUCACUUUGGAAUCUGGAAUUCCUGAAGGCGACUUUCCAUGAACACCCCGGUUUCUCGGUCUCGGAAGAUUGGUUCUUCGGCGAUGCAUGUCGCCGUCUUGGCGGACGAAUUACUAUGUGCUCCCAGGUUUUUGUGGAAACUGAGACACCCUCUUCGGUGUUUAUUAGUGGCAGUGGCAGUCGUGGCGGAUUUGGCGAAAUGACUAUUUUCUCGCAGAGAUUCAAGCGAUGGAAUUUCUUCUUCGUGAUUGGUAUCUAUUAUGAUCUCAAAUAUAUUUUCACCAGUUGGAAGCUAGGCUGGUGGGAACUCGGUGCGAAGCUUUGCGUAUUCCAAGAGGUGUACGAAACACUCAUCUACCUCCUCGCCCCCUUUGUCCUCCCAAUCUCUUUCAUCGUGCGCCCCGGAUUUUGCGGGAUGCUAUUAGGGGUAACGAUCGCUAUGUAUCUGAUCAACACGAUACUCUUCAACGAGAUCCACCUCCGUCUCAAAAAGGAGCGCGUUGACUGGAAGGUUCUUUUCUUCUACUAUACAUUCUACAAGAUCGCCUUGACAGUCAUCAACGUCUUCAGCUGCUACUGGUCUCUCUACAAGUACGCUCGAUACUUCGCUCAGCGUCACCCGAAGGUUAUUGAAGACCGACAGGCUGUAGAGGUUCUUCUCAGUCUUGAGCAGGAUAGCCGACGCUCGUCGAUGGAUGAUGAUGUUAUUCCGCUCGAUGCCCAGGUUGGAGAGGUUGGACGUGGAUUGGGACGGAAGUUGACCUUGACCAAGGUGCAGGCUGGCAAGAAACCCGCACGCCCUCAAUCUCAAUAUGAGGAGAAGUCUACCCAAGGUGGUUGGAUAUAG